GCACGCGCCCCGCCGAGCGCCCGCCCGCCGGGGGCCUGAGCGCUGGGGCGCGUGCGCGAGCGGUGCAGCACCGGCCGCGGGAGCAGGGAGUAUUAUGGGCUGUGGGUGCCUCUGAGCAAGAUGGAGCUGUCUGCAGUGGGCGAGCGGGUCUUCGCGGCCGAAUCCAUCAUCAAACGCCGGAUCCGCAAGGGACGCAUCGAGUACCUGGUGAAAUGGAAGGGGUGGGCGAUCAAGUACAGCACUUGGGAGCCGGAGGAGAACAUUCUGGAUUCGAGGCUCAUCGCAGCCUUCGAGCAGAAGGAAAGGGAACGUGAGCUGUAUGGGCCCAAGAAGAGAGGACCCAAACCCAAAACUUUCCUCCUAAAGGCCCGGGCCCAGGCGGAGGCCCUCCGCAUCAGUGAUGUGCAUUUCUCUGUCAAGCCGAGCGCCAGCGCCUCCUCGCCCAAGCUGCACUCCAGUGCCGCGGUGCACCGGCUCAAGAAAGACAUCCGCCGCUGCCACCGCAUGUCCCGCCGCCCCCUGCCACGACCAGACCCACAAGGGGGCAGCCCUGGCCUGCGCCCACCCAUCUCGCCCUUUUCUGAGACGGUGCGCAUCAUCAACCGCAAGGUGAAGCCCCGGGAGCCCAAGCGGAACCGCAUCAUCCUGAACCUGAAGGUGAUUGACAAGGGUCCGGGAGGAGGCAGCCCUGCGCAGGGUGCAGGGGCGCUUGCCCGCCCCAAAGUCCCAUCGCGGAACCGGGUCAUUGGGAAGAGCAAGAAGUUCAGCGAAAGCAUGCUGCGCACCCAGAUCCGCCACAUGAAGUUUGGCACCUUUGCGCUGUACAAGCCCCCGCCCGCCCCUCUGGCGCCCUCUACCGCGGGCAAAGCCGACGUGGCCUCCUCCGGGCCUGGGCUGCUCCUGGCCACCCCAGCAGCUGCCCCCUAUGACGCACACAGCUCCAGCUCUUCCGGCUGCCCCUCACCCACACUGCAGUCCUCUGACCCAGACGAUGCACCACCCAAGCUACUACCCGAGACCAUGAGCCGAUCUGCUUCCAACUGGCGAGAGCCAGAGGUGCUCGAUCUGUCCAUCCCUCCCGAGGCGGCUGCCACAGGCCAACGGGCGCCUCCUGAUGCCACUGCUGCUGCGGGCCAGGCGCUCCACACAGCCCUGGAGCCCACAGGUGCCUGCUCCUCUGAGCCCGAGGCUGGGGACUGGCGCCCCGAGAUGUCGCCGUGCUCCAAUGUCGUCGUCACAGAUGUCACCAGCAACCUCCUGACCGUGACCAUCAAGGAAUUCUGCAGCCCUGAGGAUUUCGAGAAGGUGGCUGCUGGGGUGGCAGGUGCUGCAGCGGGGGGUGGUGGCACCGGGCCAAGCAAGUGAGGGGCUUCCCCAAGGAGGGAGGCUUUGGGGGGGGCCUCCUUCCUGGAGUCAUCUUUGUGCUCCCACCCCGUCCCUGCCCUCAGACCCGUUUGCCUGUGCUCUGCUUGCCUCAAAUGGCUUGGUGUUGACCCAGGGAUGGGGCUGGGUAGUCCUGGACAUGGUUAGGGUUCUGGUAGGGCACAGGAAGGAAGAAUUGCUCCCUGGUGUCCCUGGCACUGUCCCUGACUGUGCAGGUGGGGCCCAGUAGGUGGCUUCUGGGGAAGCCCAAGAACUUGGGGUUCAGGUCCUACCCACACCCCACCCUGCCUCUCCUAGCUUGCUUCUUGCUGUGUGUGCAGUGUCCGGCCUUGGUGCUAUCUUAGCGGCUGCAGGGCCCCUAGGAGAUCCCACCUAGGGUGGGCACAAUCUCUUAGUGCCACCUGGGACUGAGUGAAGGAUGAGGCCGAAAUGGGCCCCUCCCUCGCGACACUAUUGAGGGUGGCAGCAGCUGGGCCAGAGGCCCCCUUCCCUGCUUGCCUGUAUCUGGACCAGGCCCACGCAGAUCUUGUGUCCCACACACUGUCUCUAUCCAAAACCCCCUUUGAAGGUGGAGGGGCUGCAGACAUGGCACCCUGCCCGCAGCCUCUGGGCAUCUGGAAGCCUCCUCCGUUUUCUACCAAAGGUGCUGUAGGAACCUGCUGUGGAAACUUCUGGCUGUGCAUGUGUGUUUGCCCUUGGCUUGUUCUUGCGUGGAUCCAUGUGUGUGCUGGGUGCAGGGUUUCGGGCUUUCCUGCAACACCCCUUACAGGUUCCUCAGAACAGGGUCGCUGAAGGCGUGGCCUCCCUUGCCUUAGCCAGGCCUGGCACAGUUGGGUCUGUGUGGUUUGUUGUGGAAGCCACAGGCCUCUCCUCCAAUCCCAGGUUCCUGGGGGACAUGGAGCCCUCAGGCCCUUCACAUAGUGGCCAGCAUGGUGGGACUGUUGGGGGUGGGUCCAGCUCCAGCCUCCCUCCUUGCAGAUGUAGGUGGAGGAAAGAAGGCCUGGAGACCUCCCAGGAGUCCUUGAUUUCUCCCACCCCCCUGGCUUGCUUUGAACUGCUGAGCUUCCUGGCCUUCUAGCCUGUUGGAAGACUCUGGGUGCCUUGGGCAGCUUCUGUUGCCCUCUGCUGCUAGGGAACCGAGGCAUCCACGCCAACAGCAGAGACCAAAGCCCCAGUUUCAGGCCAGGCACCAGAAGAGUGGGUGGGCCAGUGGGGAGAGGGAGGAUGCCUGUCCCCAGGCAACAUUAGGGACUCCACUGGCCUACCCUUGGCCUGGGAUUCACUUGGGUGUUGUUGAGUGGUAUGUUCCUGUGUGUAGCCUGAGCUGGCUCCUGGUGUACAUGGCCCUGGUACCUUGCUCAGAGCAUGGCAAAAGGCGGAACCAGCUGACCCGAGGACAAGUAUUCUGGUCUUAGGAGAAGACGUUCUUCCUUCUCACCCCUCUGCCAGGGUCUGCAGCACAGCCCCAGCCCUCCUUCCCCCAGGGUAUGAAACAGGGGUCCUCACAGGGUUUGGGGGCCACAGUCCAGGUCCCGCCUUGUCCUGUGUUAACCCCAAUACCGUCCAAGUGCCAAUUGGCUUUUCCCCCAAAUAAGGGCUGGUAUUUCACCUCUGUCCCCAGAGGCGAUUUCCCCCUCCCCCUCCCCCAGGUGGGCCACCACCACCUGGGUGCCAGUUACAGGUGUUUGCAGAGACCAUAGAAAUGUGUUUUCCUGAGAGUCUGUGUCAUUUGUGACCUUUUUUUGUAAAGAAGUUGUGUUUUCAGAGGUGAUUUUAUGACAGGAACGUGAAAGAGUUAGUUUUGCAAAAAAUGAAAAAAAAAAGAAAAAAAAUUUAAAAAGUAAAAAAAAAAACAAAGAAAAGAAAAAAAUAGAAAAAAAAAUAUUGUGGGAUUCCUAAGAGUGUGGGGUGGAGGGAGAAAGCUAUUUAAAGAAGACAUAGGAACGCACCGAUUGCAGAGGUGAGGUGGCAAUGUCAGGGUAAGGUGGAGGCCUGAGCUAGCUGGUGGGCCCCAGGGUGGAAGGCACCAUUCAAGGCCAUGGCUGCCCUCCUUCCUCGGCAGCAGGCGUGGCGAGUCUUCUGUGGUGACCUAGGAACCGACUUCCACUCCAGUCCUUGCUUGAAAGGAAGGGUGACAGCCAGUCCCCAGGGAACUAGCAGGAAGCUCAGGGGACAGGCAGGUGUUGGUCGUGGGACGCCUUGGGGACUGGAUUCACUGUGCUUUUCCCCUCAAGGAAGAAGUCUCAACCACGCGCUUUUACUUUUCACCAGUUUGCUGGGUCAUCUGGUUCCCAGUCACUCCACCGUCACCCUAAAGACCCAGACGACACCUUUGAGUUCCCCUGGUUUGGAAAGGGAUGCAGGCUUCAGAAAGCUGCUGCUGGGGUAACCCCCUCUGGGGGUGCAGGGAAGGCAUGGGAUUGCCGGUGAGCAGAAACUUUCUUCCCUCUCCUGGAUAGCCUGGAGUGAGAGGCCUGGACCUCUGUGCAGACCCCACACAGCCGUGCACCGCCGGCCUACUGCAGGCCCUCCCCCACCCUUGCUGCUUUUUGUUUGCCUAAUUGCCAAGCGGAAGUUGCAGUCCGGUGUGCUUUAUUUUUGUAUGUGAAAUGACCCCCCCUCUGACGGUCACGCCCUGUAAAUGCACCCUUCCCACCCACUUGCCAGGAAAACGGGAGUGAGUAGGUGAGUCCCCAGGGUCUUGUUGGGUUUUGAGAUGGAAGGUUGGGACCCAUUCCUGUUGAGUGAGUCCCUCUGUGAAAGGGCUGUGCAGAGCAGCAAGACCUCCACACAGAGCACUCUGGGGCCUCCAGCUGCCCACAGCCCCCGAGGGAGCAAAGUGAGCCUCCUUCCUCUGGUCAGGCCGCCCUUGCCUCAGUGGGAGGGGGUGGAACGGGGUGGGGGGGCAUGGUCUCUUUGAAAGGGGGCUAAGCUACUUCACUGGAGUGCUGGAGGGCUUUGAGCCCAGGCUGCCCUGGCCUUUGAAGGGAAAGGUGGGGACUCUGGGGAUGGCUAUUGCCCAGGCUAGAGACUCGGCCCUAGCAGAAACGAGGUCAGCCGAGAAUCUGGGCUUAGGCCAGCCUUUCUGGCCUCUGGGGAGCUGAGAGGCCGCACCCCUUCCCCUUGCUUUUCUGGUUUGGUUGGUUGGCUUUCCCCCCCUUUGUUUUGUUUUGCACUUCAAUGGAUGAUGGAACCCAGUCUGGUCAGCUCUGCCCUCGGGUUCCAGUGCACUAGGCCAAGGUGGCCUCUCUGGGGCUUCUGUGGUUCAAGGAAUCACUUUGUAAAAGAUAAGAGAAAUUUUAAGGGUUUUAGUUUUGUUCUGUCUGCUUCUCUUCUUGGUUCAGAAAGCCCAGAGAGUGGGGUCCUGCACCCCUUCUGCACCCAGCCACCACCGAGAAGCAAGAAGAGCAGCUGCUUAGGUGGGAGCCAAGGACCCCACUUCCCAGCCUGUAGGUCCCUCCGUCCUUAAAGGACUCAGGACUCCAUUCCCACUGUAUGCAGAGCAUCAGCUAGGUGAUGGAGCCAGAAGGUCUGAAGAGGCCAGGUGGAAGGGGUCCAGUGCUGGGCACCCCUGUGCCGAGGAGCGAAGCGGGCAUCUUUUUGUUGGUUUUAACUUAAAAACACAAAGGCCUAAAGAAAUAUGUAUCUUAUAAUUUUGUUUUAAUUUUUGAGAAGCUCAUUUGAUGAACCGCACGAAUGGAUUCUCUAUAUAUAAUAUACGUACAUAGCUCUAUAUCUGGGGACGGGCACUGUCUCUCUUCUCUCGCGUUUUAAGGAUGACGUGUCUUUCUUUGUCUGUGGUUCAACCAUCCAGCUCCCAGCUGGCUAAACUUUGCCUCCAGUGGUUAAUGGCGGGAACAUGGUAAAGCUGGCCGAUGACGGAUGAAGAAGGGGUGGGGCCCCCAGUCUGCCCUACCCCUUGGGAAGGACUUCCAUUGGGGAAGGUAGCUUAUUUUGGAUGUGGGUUCGGUAGAUUCUGGGCCAGGGGAGGGCGGGCUCGUGCUGAUCACUCUGUCUCGUUCGUUUCGUUCUGCUGCUCUUCAAUAUUGUAUCGAUGCCAGGAAGAGGGGGUGAGACCUCUCUCACCCCCAAAUAAAUUGUCACAUUCCGAAGCUAA
This is a messenger RNA of Peromyscus californicus insignis, 5500 nucleotides long. RefSeq names its product chromobox 6 (gene Cbx6). The transcript is spliced from 5 exons. The record is from RefSeq and is a predicted model, not a curated record. Bases 121 to 1365 code for a protein of 414 amino acids. Lineage: Eukaryota; Metazoa; Chordata; Mammalia; Rodentia; Cricetidae.